CUCCUACAAUACGCUUAUCAUUUGCCCACCGCCGUCGCCGGAGCCGACGUAGCCGAUUUCAUCCCCGACGGGACCGGGGGCUCCGCACGUCCGCCCGUCCGCCGCCUCUCCGCCCCUAGAUGGCGAGGCUGAGGCCUCGAAUCCGGGCCGUACCGCGAGGCCCGGUGCUCCUCUUCCUCCUCGCCCCGCUCAUCUACUCCGCCGUGUCCAGGCUGCACCCCUGGGCGCCGGCGGAGAAGGGCGUGUGCCUGCCACCCCCGACUGCGCUGAAGCGGCCCGACCGUCUCGUGCUUGGCCCCGCUGCCGGACAAGGCCGCCCCGACCGCCUCCAGUGCCAAGGACUUAGAGCUCUGAACAAGAUUGGCCUAUCAAGUGAAGAGAACUAUCCUGGAGAACACAUUUCUUUCGUUACUGUAUUCACAACCUACAAUUCUGUCUCAGCUGGAGAUGGCAAAGUUCCAUCUGAUUCUGUAACUGUUGGAAAUCAUUCUUAUAGCAAAACAGAAAGAUCCAUGGCCAUUCUGAGCACUUUCAUCAGUUUCAUAAGGGUAUCAAUGCCAAGAAGCAAUGUGAUCAUAUUGACUGACCCUGGUUCAAAAAUUUCAGUAAAUCAAGGGAGUGCUACGCUAUUGCCUAUUGAAGGAAACUAUUCUCGAGGAAAUUUGAUGCUUCAAAGAAUAAAGACAUACAUUGCAUUUUUGGAGCAAAAGCUUGUGGAAUUUGAUAGUAUGGAGGGGUUGAAUCAUUUUGUUCUGACUGAUUCUGAUAUAGCAUUGGUUGAUGAUCUUGGACAUAUAUUCAAAAAAUAUCCCCAUUGUCAUCUGGCUCUUACUUUUCGUAAUAACAAAGGGCAACCUUUGAACUCUGGGUUUGUUGCUGUAAGAGGAACCAGGGAUGGCAUCACUAAAGCUGUGGAAUUCUUGAAACAAGUCCUUGAAGCUUACUGCUUAAGAUAUAUUAAGGCUUCCCGUAUGCUUGGUGACCAAUUAGCACUGGCAUGGGUUGUCAAGUCUCAUCUACCCUCGGCUUUUGGAAAAUUUUCUAAGCAUGAGGCAUUUACUGGUGAAGUUAAUGGAGCAUCUGUUCUCUUCUUGCCUUGUGCUGUUUAUAAUUGGACCCCGCCUGAGGGUGCUGGACAGUUUCAUGGUAUACCCUUGGAUGUUAAGGUUGUCCAUUUCAAAGGUUCAAGAAAGCGUUUGAUGCUCGAGGCAUGGAAUUUCUACAACUCAACCUCUAAGCUGUCUGAUAUGCUAUGCAUAAUCUUGAGAAGUGGCCGGACGAAAUAUGACUUCUGAACUUUUGGUUAAAGAAGCUGGCACAUGUUGAUCCUACUAAAAGCUGUUGUGUGUUCCUCAACUAAUACAAAAAAUUGCUGACCAUGGGGCUGUCAUCGCAAGAAUUGGGAACAGCAUAAAAUGGACGAGUAUCUUUCACUAUGUAACAAGAAUACGUCAAGCUACUUGCAGGGAUGUGAGAUUGGUGUGAAACUGUUUGAUACAGCUCAUUAGAAGUUAGAACCCAUACAAGGAGAACAAUACACGGGGUAACCAUGUAGGGAUUCACCUUUUGUUUCUUUUGGUUUAUCCCUUCCUGUUGAAUAUGUAAUUUGGUUCCCCAUCACUGUCUAGGUGGUAGUAAAGGCAAUUUCUCCA
Messenger RNA from Sorghum bicolor (sorghum), 1652 nucleotides. RefSeq lists its product as uncharacterized. The record is from RefSeq and is a predicted model, not a curated record. NCBI's taxonomy places the organism in Eukaryota, Viridiplantae, Streptophyta, Magnoliopsida, Poales, Poaceae. The transcript has 8 exons. Bases 120 to 1295 code for a protein of 391 amino acids.